AUGGCAUCCAUUUUUGACUCGCUGAAGCAGGACCUCAAGACCGGGAAGGUCGUCGUGCCGGGCGAUGCCGACUACGACGACAGCCUGAAGCGCUGGAGCGCGAGCUGCAUCAAGCCAGCCGCGGCAGUGAUCAAGCCCACGUCGGCAGCAGAGGUCAGCGCGGCCAUCGUCUUCGCCAACGAGCACUCGCUCCCCUUCACCGUCUGCGGCGGCGGGCACUCGACGUCCGGUCAGUCGUCCAAGGGCGGGGAGGGGGUGGUCAUCGACCUCUCCCUCAUCCGCGAGGUCAGCGUCGACGCGGACAGGCAGACCAUCACCUACGGCGGCGGGUGCCUCUGGUCCGAGGUCGACGAGGCGGCCGCGCAGCACGGGCUCGCCACGCCGGGGGGGACCGUCAACCACACGGGGGUGGGCGGGCUCGUCCUCGGCGGCGGGUUCGGCUUCCUCAGCCCUCGGCACGGUCUCACCGUCGACGUUCUGCUGGAGGUGGAGGUCGUCCUCGCCGACGGGCGCGUCGUGACGGCGUCUGAGAACGAAAACGCGGACCUGUUCUGGGCCCUGCGCGGCGCGGGGACGAGCUUCGGCGCGGUGACGAGGUUCACGUCGCGCGCGUUCCCGCAGGGCGACGUCUGGGCGGGGGUGCUGAUCUUCACGCCGGACCAGCUCUCCGAGGUGGUGGAGGGGUGCAACGGCGUGCUGGCGGCGCAGGACGGCAACCAGGCCAUGCUGCUGGCGUUUGGGUACUCGCCGCCCCCGGACAGGGCGCGCGUCAUCGUCGCGCAGGUGUUCCACAACGGCAGCGCCGAGGAGGGCGAGAGGGCGUACGCGCCGCUGUUGAAGGUGGGGCCUCACCUCAAUGCCGUGCAGACGGUCCCGUACAAGGUUGUCAACAGCCUCGCCAACGCCGGGGUGCCCCACGGGGGCAGGUACCAGUUCGGCGCGGCCAACGUCACCUACCCGGUCGACGUUGGGGUCGUGCAGUCGGCUGCCAAGGUGUGGUGGGAGGGCAUCGAGCGGUUCAGCUCGGACCCGAGCAGGGAGGACCUCCGCGGCAGCAUCAUUGGGUACGAGCUGUUCCCGAACGACAAGGCGCGGGAGGUCGCCCCUGAGGCGACGGCCUUUGCCAACCGUGGCAAGUACUUCAACGUUGCCGUGCUCAUGAGCUGGAAGAACCCGGAGAGCGACAAGGACGUCCGCGCGUUCAAGCAGGAGGUUGCGGCCUUGAUCAGGGACAAGGGGUUCAAGGGUGACGAGGUUGGGGGCGAGGGCGUUGGUCACUACAACAAUUACCUGGACAGCAGCAUCAGUGCCGAGGGGGCCUUUGGGGCGAAUGCGAAGAGGCUGAAGGAGCUGAAGCAGAAGUUCGACCCGGCGAACCGGUUCGACAAGCUGUGGAAGCUGGCCUGA
This is a messenger RNA of Diaporthe citri, 1407 nucleotides long. RefSeq lists its product as uncharacterized. Gene Ontology annotation, molecular function: oxidoreductase activity; FAD binding. The record is from RefSeq and is a predicted model, not a curated record. The transcript has 2 exons. Bases 1 to 1407 code for a protein of 468 amino acids. NCBI's taxonomy places the organism in Eukaryota, Fungi, Ascomycota, Sordariomycetes, Diaporthales, Diaporthaceae.